AUGAAAGAUCUCCUAUGGAGACUCAUCAUUAUUGCAACAGCAGGGGUGUUCUGGAUCUUCUUUUUCAUUAAAGAAAUCCCCUUUGAUACUACAAGUUUCCUGUCUUUGGAGGAAAAGGAGAUGGUAGCUUGGCAGAGAGCCUGGAUGCAGAUCAACUCAGGUAGAACAAACCACCUGGAAACCUUCAAACAUAUGCAGAAAAAAUCAGGACCGCUCAAAAACGCGAACUCCCAUAUCGUGAUUGGAGCCCCUCCUGUGGAAAAAAAACUGCUGACCAUAGGGGUGUCCUCAGUGCCGCGUCCCCGAGGGAGCUACCUCUUGGACACUCUGCAGUCUCUCUUCUUUGCUUCCUCCUCAUCUGAGCAGAAACACUUCAUUGUUCUGGUACACCUGGCAGAUCCUGACCCCAAGUGGCUUGAUCAAAUGAGUGCCAACAUCUCAACUCUCUUUAAGCCAUAUAUCCACGCCAGACAGCUAGUAGUGAUCAAUACUCCUCUUAAAAGCUAUCUUUCCUUGAAGGACCUUAAGAAAAACCUCAAGGACACCCCAGCCUAUGUAGCUUUCCGCUCCAAGCAGAGCAUGGAUUAUGCCUUCCUCAUGAACUUUGCUACCAACCACUCUGACUAUUUCCUGAUGAUCGCAGAUGAUGUGAAAUGUGCCCCUGGAUUUGUCACCCAGAUAGCUACUACAGUGUCUGCCUGGGAAAACAAACACUGGGUGACUCUGGAAUUCUCUCAGCUGGGCUUCAUUGGAAAACUCUUCCAUACUAGAGACCUCCCUCGCUUUGUUCAUUUCCUUCUCCUCUUCCACCAAGAAAUGCCCUGUGACUGCCUCCUCUCGCAUUUUCAUGACCUCAUGCAACAAACGCCAAUCCAGUUCCUCCCUUCCCUCUUCCAGCACAUGGGUAAUUACUCCUCCUUUGAGGGCAAAUUCAAUAGUCUCAAAGAUAAAGAGUUUAAGGAAAAUGACGUUGGCUCUCCCAGCAACCCUGCUGCCUCCAUCUACACUAGCCUGAAGGUUGCUAAUGACUCUGUUCUCAUGAAUUCCUAUAGCUUGGAUAAGAAUUUCUUUUACGCCAAGUCAGCUGAGGCUGGCAGUCAUCUAACUGUGGUUUUGGAUAUAUCUGCCAAAGUGUUCCAAGUUCAAGUGCUGACUGGCUCUGACCUAAAAGACAAGAAUCAGCUGAAAGAGGGACAAGUAGAACUGGGCUAUGAUUCUACUAACAGGGUCAAUGACUGUGAUGACUAUAUUCUGCUGGGGCUACUGGUAAAUGGCAUCCUGAAUAAGCAGGUAUUAUCAAACAAGUCUGGGAAGAAGGUGAAAUGUGUGAGAUUGCUUGUGACAGCCACUUCACCCUCUGGAAUAAUAGUCAGGCAUAUCAACCUCUGGACUGAGUGA
Messenger RNA from Diceros bicornis minor, 1398 nucleotides. Its product is annotated as alpha-1,3-mannosyl-glycoprotein 4-beta-N-acetylglucosaminyltransferase C-like. Gene Ontology annotation, biological process: protein N-linked glycosylation. The transcript has 3 exons. Gene Ontology annotation, molecular function: acetylglucosaminyltransferase activity. NCBI's taxonomy places the organism in Eukaryota, Metazoa, Chordata, Mammalia, Perissodactyla, Rhinocerotidae. Bases 1 to 1398 code for a protein of 465 amino acids. The record is from RefSeq and is a predicted model, not a curated record.